Molecule: messenger RNA, 4662 nt
Organism: Chelmon rostratus (copperband butterflyfish)
Lineage: Eukaryota; Metazoa; Chordata; Actinopteri; Chaetodontiformes; Chaetodontidae
Gene: pask
Product: PAS domain containing serine/threonine kinase
Exons: 21
Coding region: 344-4108 (1254 amino acids)
Biological process (GO): negative regulation of glycogen biosynthetic process; protein phosphorylation; intracellular signal transduction
Cellular component (GO): cytoplasm; nucleus; cytosol
Molecular function (GO): protein serine/threonine kinase activity; ATP binding
Source: RefSeq, a predicted model, not a curated record
GUGCGGCUAGUCGAAGUGAAAUAAUAGCAUUAAAUAAUCCUCUCUUUACUUGAAUAACCUGCUGGAAUCAUAUCAGAGUUGUACCAACGCUACGGUAGCGUCAGCUCAGAAUAAAAGUCAUAUGAGACUGCGGCGGCGACCCUGCUUUUUCACAACCAAACAAGCAGGGAAGCGUUUUGUUUGUAGCGGCAGCUGUUAGCAGGUAGCUAGUUAGCCAGAUAGCGCAGGGGAGUUAACGUUACCUUGUCAACUAGCGUCAACUGAAAGUGCUUUGCUCAUUAACAGCAAGAAAACACAAGCCGCACAGUUUCUUUCUACGACUUGAGCUGGAUAACCAACAGCAAUGUCGUUGUCGACUGAGGCUUAUUUUGGGAUGAGCCAAAGCAGCAGGGGUAAAGGAGACACUAUUUGUGUGGUGCCCGACUUCUCCCCUGAUCUCCUGGAAGACGACUUCGACCUGAAUAAGUCCUACCCAUGUACUCAGAGACCGCUGUACAAGAAGAACCUUUUGGCGUUGCAACGUCGUUAUUAUCCAGGUUCCUUGAGAGGUGAAUAUCUGGAUGAUUGCCCUUCUGUCGCAGCAAGAAACUACCAAAUCUCGAGCUUACAUCCCGGCUCUCAAGUUUCUGCUGUGUCUCUGCCACACCUGUCCAGUGUGUCAGAGACAGAGGAAAGGUUGUUCAGUCAGCUAUUCUCCAGAGAUUUUGACCUGUCGGGAUCUCCAUCUGCCCUCAACCCAAACAAAGUCAUUCUUACUGUCGACCAUAAAACCAUAGAGAUUUUGUCAGCGAAUGAACAGGCCUGCAAACUGUUUGAGUGCACCGCUGUUGAGCUGAUUGGCAAAAAGUUGUCCUGUAUCUUGAAGAAAACCAGUCAGGUGCUGGAAGAAGCACUGGAAGAAGAUUUUCCACUUGUGGAUGGAACUGUUGUAGCUGUGUCUGGAAAAGUGGUGGAUGUUGUGACAUCAUCCGGAGAUGUGCCAGUGUCAGUGUGUACCCACAGACUGUCACAAAGUGAAGAGCCCUGGCUUGUCAUAAUAGAAAAUGUGGAGAGGGUGUCAGCCUUUCUGUCCUUUUCACAAGAUGGCAGUAUCCGAACCUGUGACUUGGCAUUUGCCCAACUCCAUGGAUACCACCAUCCCGACGAGUUAAAAGGAGUGUCUGUUAAGGAGCUAAUCCCUUCUUUACAAAUCCCACUCCACAGUCAUGCAUUGCCCAAAAUGCUGAGGGUUCAGAGAGUGUGUGGUAAAAGCAGAAAUGGUGCAUCAGUCCCACUGUGUAUCAAACUUCAGGGAGCAGUGGUAUGUGGGAGGCCCCAACACCAAAACAGUGGGACUGAUUGCACCUGUCCAGUCGAGAGUCUUGAAAGAUCGGAUGCACAGGACAAGCAGCCAUGCUCUCCUCUCAUCUCCUCUGUGUGCAAGUCAGUAAAGACAAACCCUGAACACUGUGAACAACCUCAUGGAAAAGAAACAUCUGCUGGUCCUGCACUGGAGUACUCUGGAACAGUUUGGGUGUUUGCUCCUCUCAGUGGUCUCCUCCUGCUCCACGCUGAUGGCUCAAUCUACAGCAUCCACAACCACCUGGCUCUCAGUCUGUUUGGCUACAACAAGGACGAGCUGCUGAGAAAGAGUGUCACUUUUCUGAUGCCCGGUUUCUAUGGAUGGAUGUCUGACUCGGACAGAAAGGCCAGCUCUUUCUCUGAUUCUCAAGCAGAGGCUAGUAAACGUACAGCCUCAUCCAAAAUAUCAGGGAAAUUUGACCCCUCCUCACUGGUGGCUGGCGACAUGGCCAUGGUGCGUCAGGCCAUACAGGGAAGAACCUCCACAGGGAGAGGUAGGAUCUUCACGGGAACCAGCACCAGGCUGGAGAAACAGGCCAGUGCUUUGUCAACCCUUUCUCCUCCUGCUGUCACCUCCACACGGGUGGUUAUGGGUGAUGACACUGCAGAGCUGAUAGAGGAGGCAGCCCAGGUUGCUCCCUGCAGUAGCCAGUUAGACAGUGCAGAUACGACUCAGGCACUCCUCAAGACAUUUGCCUGGGUGGAACUUCCAGAAGAAGACACCUCCUCACUGGUUUCCACCGAACCCCCACACCAUUCCCAAGAACAGCAGCUGGGCCGUAAGGUUCAUGAAAAUCAUCAACCUCCCAUCAAGGUUAUCCCAGACACUCCCACUCAGAAUGGAAAUGCUGUUGGCAGGGUGGGUGGCACCUCCCCUGAUGUCGGCAAAGACCACCGCUCAUGCGCCUCUGUCAUCCAAAACUCCAGCUUUGAGGUCAUCUCACUGGAGAGCAGGUCUUCCUCUGGCUUCUGUGAAAAGUUUGCUGGCCAUGGUGCUUCUGAUCCAGGCCAAACAGAGGACUCUCCCUCAGCACACAUAGUGGACUCAGCCAGCUGUUUCCUGGACCUUAACAGCAAUGGGGAUCUGGUGACCCGGGCCCUGGCUGAUCUAGAUCUGAGCAGUAGUAUAGAGCUGAUCAGCAACAGAGGGUACAAUGACGAUAACCAACACUCCAUGACAUCCUGUGAUACGGCUGAGCUUCUGCGUACACCCUCCCCAUGCAUGGUAGGGUCUGACCAGGAAGCAGAGACUGGGAACGCUGGUGUAGAGCCCAGAGAAGGCUCAAGUGAAGAGCAAGUAGAAAAAGAUGAGGCCGAGCAGGAUCAGUGGGCAGCCAUCUCUUCGAUUCAUAAAGAAAAGAGCCAAGGGUUCUGCACACAAAUGAACGGUGGGAUUCAGUCAGCGACAGACAUUCCUGCCACAUCUACUCCUAAGAAACAGAAGGUGAAUGGACAAACACCCUCCUCAGACAGCACACAGAUACUGGAGGGGCGAUAUGAAAGAAGCGCAUACCACAGAGAUGGCACGAGAAUAGAUGUGCAGUGUGAUGUGCGCAGGACUAAUCUUGUUGAUGGAAGCUCCUUGUUCUGCGUGUGGAUGAGCAGGCCUGGCCAGCAGGGGACACUGUUGCAAACAGAUCGAUCUCUGUACGACCAAUCAGGAGCCAGUCUGGGAGAGAGGAUUGGUGAGGCCAGUCAUGGGGAAGCAUUACGCUCCACCAUGGACCUAGAGCAGUCUCGAGCCUGUGAUGGGCAGUUUGAAGAAGAGUACCAGCCUCUUAAAGCUGUGGGUAAAGGAGCCUUUGGUUUUGUCUGGAAGGCAAGAAGGCGCUGCGAUGGACAAGAAGUGGUAGUAAAGUUCAUUAGCAAGGCCAGGAUUGUGAGUGACUGCUGGGUAGAUGACCCCAUGCUCGGACGAGUCAGCCAAGAGAUUGCCAUACUGACAAGAGUACAGCACCACAACAUAGUUAAGGUACUGGAGGUGUUUGAGAAUGGGAGUUACUUCCAGAUGGUGAUGGAGAAACAUGGAGAUGGCUUGGAUCUUUUUGAAUUUAUAGACAUGCAGCCAAGGCUGGAUGAGCCCCUGGCCAGCUACAUCUUUAGACAGCUGGUGGCUGCUGUCUUCUAUCUAAGGACUAAGAACAUCCUUCACAGGGACAUAAAAGAUGAGAACAUUAUCAUCGACAAGUGUUUCCACAUUCGACUGAUAGACUUCGGCUCUGCUGCCAUGAUGGCUCCAAGAAAGCUCUUUUACAAUUUCUGUGGCACACUGGAGUACUGCUCCCCGGAGGUGCUGCAGGGAAAUCCCUAUGAGGGUCCAGAGCUGGAGAUGUGGUCUCUUGGUGUGUUGCUCUACACUCUGCUAUUCAGUGAGAAUCCUUUCUGUGGCGUGGGGGAGAUCCUGGAUGCCAAACUGAAGCCUCCGUUCCCCCUCUCUCGUGACCUGCAGGGUGUCUUAUGUGGACUGCUGCACCCUGAUCCUGCUCAGAGAAUGACUCUGGACCAGCUGCUGCUGCAGCCCUGGAUCAGCCAGCCCAUUUCCCUGGCAGAGUACAGCUGGGCAGAGGUGGUCCCUGCAACUCUGAGCUACUGCUCACCACAGUACCAGGAGUCCAGUCCUCAAGUGUUCGUCAGGCAAAGUUUGUUCCCGGAUCAACACGAUGAGACUCUUCCUGAUGAUGAGGAGGAGGAAGAAGAAGAUGAGGAUGAAAGGUUAUCAAUGGUGGCCUUGGAAACAGAGCUUCAGAAGUACCUCCGUGAGGAUUAAAGACUGAAUUUAAAGGGAGUGGAGCCCAACCAUCCGUCCAACAUUUAAUCUGCAGUAGUGCAAAAUGGGGCAAGUGCAAAAUAAGAAAUGGGAAACUUGUCUCAAUCCAAGCUAAUAAUCAAACACUACUCUGUCUACAGACAGCUUUACAUACAAAUUGAUCUUUGCCUUUAUAAAGUAUACACAUCUUGCCACCAAGUAUAAUGAUUAUCAUUGUCAAGAUGUUGUUUUUUUAUUUAAUCUAUAUAGUAUUUAUUCUUUUGCUUUAGGGAAAAGUUGAAGCGUUAAACACAAAAUAAUGGUUCAGACAUCCAGCUUUGCCACCAAAAACCACAACCUCAGAGAAUCCACAGACAGAUUUUAGUUUGAAGUUGAAUCAGUUUAUCCAGCUUUUGUGUAAUGGUCUUUCUUUUAUCUGUAUUAUUUUAAUCUUGAAGGUUUUAAUUAAAAUUUGUAAGUAUAGUUACAAUAUUUUAGCUAUUUAUUUUAAACAUUAAUAAAUAUUUUACCACAAGCAUCUCCUUUUUAAUAUUUUUCAGUGUGAUGAUUGAAGA